GCGGGGCGGGCGUGGCGCCGAGCGGAGCCCGCAGCACCGAGGUCUCCGCUCCCUCCCUCCCUCCCUCCCCCGGCGGAAAUUUACCGGGUCGGUGCUCAGCGAGGGGCUCGGCAGGAGGCGGAGGGAGGGCGGGGAGCGGCGGAGCAUCAUCUGGCGGGGAACGCGAGGGACCAAAUGACUGUGAGCAAGGGCGGCAGCCGCCACCGCCGCCGAGAGAGCAGCGAGCCGCAGCGGCAGCAGCAGCCCCGCUCCCCCGCGGCGAUGGCGGCGGGCGGCGGCGGGGCUGAGCGGAGCUGAGCCGGGCCGAGCCGCGCCGGGCCGGGCCGGGCCCCCGCCCGCGGCCCCGCAUGGCGCGGGCCUGAUGUCGGAGCGCGGCCCGGAGCCGCGGCGGCGCUGCGGGAGCAGGAGGAGGAUGGCGGGGCUGCCGUGGAAGUGGCCGCGCACCCGCCUGCCCGUGGGCGCCAGCGCCCUGGGCGUCUUCGUGCUCUGCUGGCUCUACGUGUUUCCCGUGUACCGGCUGCCCGACGAGAAGGAGAUCGUGCAGGGCGUGCUGCUGCAGCAGGGCAAGGCGUGGAGGAGGAACCAGACCGCGGUCGCCCUGUUCAGGAAGCUGCUGGAAGAAUGCUGUGACCCUGGGCAGCUCUUUGCUAUGACAAAGAGGAAUUCCCCCAUGGGAAAGAACCUCUGGUUUGACGGGGAAUUUUUAUAUUCUGUCACAAUUGACAAUGCAACUUACUCUCUCUUCCCACAGGCUACUCCCUUCCAGCUGCCACUGAAGAAGUGCUCCGUGGUGGGAAACGGCGGGAUCCUGAAAAAGAGCGGCUGCGGCAAGCAAAUCGAUCAAGCAGACUUUGUCAUGAGGUGCAACCUUCCGCCUCUGUCCAGUGAAUACAGCAAGGACGUUGGAUCCAAAACCCAGCUGGUGACUGCAAACCCCAGUAUCAUUCAAAAAAGGUUCCAGAACCUGCUGUGGUCGCGGAAGGCCUUUGUGGACAGCGUGCGGGUGUACAACCACAGCUACAUCUACAUGCCAGCCUUCUCCAUGCGCACGGGCACGGGGCCCUCGCUGCGCGUCUAUUACACGCUGCAGGACUUCGGCGCCCGGCAGUCCGUGCUGUUCGCCAACCCCGCCUUCCUGCGCGACAUCGGCCGCUUCUGGAAGGGCAAGGGCAUCCACGCCAAGCGCCUCUCCACGGGGCUCUUCCUGGUCAGCGCCGCCCUGGGGCUCUGCGAGGACGUCACCAUCUACGGCUUCUGGCCCUUCGCGGUGGACCUGCGCGGCGGCUCCCUCAGCCACCACUACUACGACAACGUGCUGCCCGACUCGGGCUUCCACGCCAUGCCCGAGGAGUUCCUGCAGCUCUGGUUCCUGCACAAGAGCGGCGUGCUCCGCAUGCAGCUGGAGCCUUGCGAGCAGCCCUCAGCCUGAGCCCGCUCCGGGACACGGGGAGUUUUUCAUUUCCGUGCUCUGCCGCAGAGAGCUCUGGCUUAUGGUGGUUGUUUCUAAAGGGGUCUGCGUGGACCGUGAAAAUGCUCCUUGAAGGCCAAAUGGAAUAUGUCCUUGUUGUUCAGUGCUUUGUGGAACUGGGAGAGGAGGAAUGUAUCUCUCCAUCAAGUCCAUUCAGCAGCGGUGGGAGGAACUGUCAGAAGCAGCACAGCUGAACUUGGCAGGGACGUUUUUAAGUGACAAGUGUACAAAGGGCAUUAAGGCUCAGAGAGUCACCGGGCCGCUCAUAAGCUUUUGCUGACAGUGCCAAAUAUGACUAUCUCUUCCAAAUUCCAUUUCAUUCCAGAUCAGCAUCCUGUAGGACUUUCCUUUUUCCUUGCUUUUCCCCUCUGUUUGGGGGGGUGUGUGUGUGUAGGACAGCAUGUGUGUGUCAUUGACUCCUUGUUUUCCUUUCCUUUUAUUUUUGAUGUGUUGCCCCCUCCCCCGAGGAAGGAAAAGGAAGGGCUUGAAAGCCCCAGGAGCUGAGCACCAUCAGCUCCUCUGAAGACUCUGGGGAGAGUGAAGGUGCUGAGAAUCUGGUUAGAAUGUCCUAGGAAUGCCUUGCUACUGGGGACAGACAGAGCUGUGUGUUGUAGGUGUUAUCAGGAUGGUUCAGGUCGCUGCAUUACAGCUGAGCCAGUGCUGUGCUGUGGGCAAGAGCUGGUUAAGGCAAACUGCUCUGAAAGGAAGCCUGUUACAAAACCAGCUACAGGGAAGGGCAGCCUGGUUUCAGUGACCCGCUGCAAGAUUUCUGCAGUGACUUUCAUAGCAGGGAUGGCUCCUGACCUGCUUUUCUCUCCAGCCUUAGGGAUUAAUUCUGUAUUCUUUUGGACUCCAGAUGUUCACGGACUGUUGAGGGUACUUGAGGGGUUCAGUGGAAUGUAGAAUGAGGUUCUUUGUGUGCUUACAGCAGGAAAAUUGCAGAAAUGAAUGUGUCAUUUAAAAUUAGUCAAAGCUUUGAGAAUCGUUUCUCUGCGUGUGACUUGCUCUUCUGCUUGGAUUGUAACGUUAGCCUUAAAGACUUGUACUUCUCACACGAGAUUGUCUCUGCUUGAGGAGGGUCUGGGAAAUAAAACAGCCUUUGGGAGCACCGAGAAGCUGCACAGCCAGCAAGCAAAGGAGAAAAGAGAAGGGCAUGCCUGCAGCAAGGCAGCCCUGCUGGCAGCGGUGAAUCUGUCAGUGUGCACAGUGCCUGAAGGACUGUUUUAUUUUGGGUUGUUACUUGGGCAGCAGAUGGUCUCUCACUGUGGAAAUGAGAAAUCCUUUUGUUUGUUUGCUUUGGUUUAGCACUGGAGGACAAGAGGAGAAUCCCAGCUCGGUCUACAGCACAAUUUAGGCUGCAAGAUGUUGCCACCAUUAACUUGAAAAAUCCAGAUCAGUGUUCUCGUUCUUAUUAUCUUCUUACUGAAAAUCUAGCCAAGGUGUUGGAACAACAGAACUGUCAUCAACUUUCCACAGCAGCUUCCUGUGCUGUUCUAGCCCCAAAGAUCCAGUAUUUUGGGGGAUGUCUCUUCUCAAGUGUUGAUAAGGUCUCUCCUUGUAGACUACCAGCUGCAAGUUCUAUAGAUAUAAAUAAUUUUUUUAAAAAGUAAAAUCCAUGGCUCCUUUUUAAAUAUGAAUAGUUCAACACUCUGUGUAAGAAACUGGGGACAAAAUAACAAUGUUUUUCUUUUUUUUAUUAUUAUGUUUCAUAAUAAAAAAUGUCUUUUGGAAUAUGGAUAUUCCAAGCAUAAAGUGGGCACUGUUUUGUAGGAUUACAGGGCAAUGCUAAAGGGUAAUGUGGAGAUUUUGGGGUGUUCUAGCUAUUGCUCCGAUAGAAUCUGAAUGUACCUCGUAGCCCAUGAUAUCUUUGUCCAUGCUUUCAUUAAAAGUAGAGUCAGCACACCGAUGGAACCUCACCUGAUAAUUCAUUCUGUUUCAUUAGUGCAUUACCUGUGAUGUGGGGACUUGGUGAGGAAGGAUGUGAAAGUAAAAUAUUUUCCUUUCUGCUUGUUAUGGCAGAAUUUGACUGAGCUGCCUUUCUUGGAGACAAAGAGGUGCCUGUACGGUUUUUAUUGGGUGCAUCAGGUUUGCACUUUGGAGUGCUUUAUAGAUUCCAUUAUAUGUGAAAACAACAUUUGGAAUAUGAUGUGCUACAAAUGGCACAUCAGCAGGGUGCCAGCGUUUCCUUGAGAGCAGGAGGGAGUGGGAGAGUGAGGGGGAGCUGCCUCUUGGCUGGUCAUCUUGUGCUGUUUUACCAGUACUUAGGAAUUCACUUCUGGACCUCUCCUACAGCUCUCCAGCCCCUUGGUGAUUAUUUGUUCUGUAUGUUGGGGAAAUAAUUGCAUGAGAAGAACAAGUGGUUUUGUAGGAAAACUCCUGAGUAUUUCGUAAUGUCUGGUUGUUCACGUUCAGCCGGUGCCCUGGGUAUGUGGAGAUGUUGUGUUCCCCACCUGAGUAGCACUGAACCUGAGGCCUUUGCUGGUGUCUGCAGUCCUGGUGUUUGCCAGGAGACAGCCACCAAGGAGGUGCCCAGGCUGUGUGUGAUGUGCAGCUGAUACUGGAGACAUCUGUAGUUCUGCCUCUGGUCACAUCUGCGUGCAGGGAGUGCAGUGGCACACACAGUACGAGGCGGCCACGCGUGGUGAGGAAGCCACGGCUUCAAGGGUGAGCCGUUCUCUGUAACUUCCAGGGAACUGGCAGAAAUGCCCCUGGUGAGAGGCAGGAUGUGGUUGAGCUUGUCAGUCCAUGGAAACGCUGGCCAGCACUCAGCCUUUGCCCAGCAGGUGGAAGGGGAGGCAGGGCAGCACUGCAAUUCCUCUGUGGCAGGAGCAAGGGGCUGUGAGCUGAGAGAAUGCUGCAGUGAGGGCUCAUCCACGGGGAGUGGGGGCUGCCUUUGGGGGUGUCCCACAGCAGGGCAGCCCUCGUGUAGGAACGCUGACAUCAAAUAUGGCAUUGCAUGGAAGGGCCUGAGAAUUCAUCCGUCUUCAGGAGGGAGGUCAUUGCUUGUGUUGCUGUGUUUUUAGUGAAGUCUUUUGAAAUCUUACUGUUUGUUAGUGAAGUUCCCUCCUGCAGCGCCUCUAUUUCCACUGCCAGUUCCUGAGUUUCCCUGAUAGUGUGGCUAAAGCUGCACAAAUCUGCCAGGUUGAAAGCCACUGCAGUUCAUCUUCAAUAAAAUCUGGUUCAGGCUGGCCAAAUGAUUUGUUAAUACUCAUAGUUAUUAAUUUUAUGAUAGAGCUAACAAGGGACAGAAGUGCUGGAAUAUUGCUCUGCCUGCAGAGCAAUCAUUGUCCCAUGUUUGUGAAGAGAUUAAAUUAAAUACCUUUACAAGAAAGGCAUGCACUGAAAUCCCUCUUGAUACAAUCUUUUUGGGCCUGUAUAUGUUCUUGAGGAAAUCAAGACCAAUUUUUGAACUUGUGACAAAAUCAUGUGAAACUUUCCCUCCUUGUUGAUUAGGAGGCCUCUUGGAGCUCUUUCUAGAUCAGACAAGCAAAACAGAAACCAGCAAAGCAGAAUCCUAGAGAAGGGAGUGGGAGGUGUGCCCAUGAGAAUAAAAACAUCUCCAAUUUUGGCACAGACUUUGUUACAGUGCUAAGGACUCUUGCUCAUGAAUGUGCUAUUUUUAUAUUUUUUCUGGAAUGAAGGUAACAAGUUUGGUGUGAGGCAGCUUCUAAAGUCAAAGGUCUAAGCCUCUGUUACAGAUGAAGUUUUACAGAAUAUGGAAAUAUUGGCUGGUUUUUUGACUUGACUACUUUCAUGUUUUUGUUAUUUUCCUCAAAAUUAAUGUUGUUUUCUAGGCAGCUGAGUUAGCCCCUCUGUGAGAGCUGAAACUAUGCAAAGUAUCUGCUUUCUGAAAUUUAGUGUCCUGAGAUGUGUCAGUUAUAGCAAACCACUCCUGGAAACAGCUUCAUGAGCACUGACCUGGUAUCCAGCUCACCCUGGCCUGUAAUUAAGGUGCAAGGGAACAUUUAUUGAGGAGUGAGGAAAUGCAGGAGGUGACAGCAAUCUCAGCAUUUGCUGCCUCUCUGACUCUCCUCCAGCCUAACAGAUUAGUAAGCGUUGGAAGAGUCCAGGUUAUAGGAAGGACAGGCUGUUUGUUCCUGCCCCUCCCAUCAAAUGCAGAUGUAAAAUGGAUUAACCAGCUGCUGUCCUGAACCAUGGCCUCCUUCAAAAGCUCACGUGGUGCAGUUUCCAUUAGCUGACUCUUGCAGGUAAGCCAAACUCACCAGGCUUUGUCCAGGAAUGGUUCAUCUCCAUGGUUGUUUGAGGAAUGAUCUGGUUGCAGUGACCUCCUCUUAGUGUGGAUUUGUAUUUCUGCCCCAAGCCAUCAUCCUGAAGGAUCUCUCUUCCCUGCCCUUCCAGAUGACCAUUCCCUUUGGGGACUGAGGUGUGAUUUUAAAAAUCCUGCCAUAAGGCAGCUAAUGUGUUUUGUAGUUUGAACAAGCUUCUCUUUUAAACUGUUGACAAAUCCACCAAGAGCUCCAAAUAGCUCCAAAUAGAAAAUAUGGCUUCAGCCAGGUGUUGGUAAUUCCCUCACUGGAGAAGAGCAAGAGGAUAGAUGAUAGAAGGAUGUGGUUUUCAACUGUUGUAAAAUAAUACCUGUUACCUUGAAUUCCCAUAUUUUAUCUCUUGGAAUCUAUCAUAUGUCUGACAUUUUUGUAGUUUCUGAACAGAACAAUUAGUAAAAGAUUUAAAGUUCUUUUUGUUAAAUAUUAACAGACUCGUUUCCCUGAGUGGAAUGCCAAGACCCAACAGGAGGCUUAGCCUGUCCUCCCUGGCUAAUAUUUUUUGGCAGCAAUGAGACCUUAAACAGCUACUUAUUCCUCUCUGAUUAUUCAUUUCCAUCAGUUUUAUUGCAGCAGGCUGGGCCCUGGUGUAUUCAGCCUCUUCAGCUUAAUGCUUGUGCUUUAGAAUGAAUUUCACUCUGCUUUUCAGCUACGGUGGGGGGAAGAAAUGUGUUGCUAACUGGAAAUGCUUGUUUUGGUGCAGCCAGGAGAGAGGCCCGGCCAGGUUCAGGCUGCUCUGGGCUCUCUGCACUGUGGCUGUGCAGGGCAGAGCAGGGCUGGGCUCUCCCCCUCUGGAAAAGGCUCCGGUUGUUCCUCCGGGGCUGUGCCCCUGCCUGGGCCCAGGGGCAGCAGUGGGAAUCAGCGCCCCAGGCACCGUGAGCCCUGUCCUGGCCCACAGGCAGCAGGGCUGGCAGUGCUGGGAGCUCAUCCUCAUCCUCCGGAGCCCGGGCUGCUCCCAGCAGCACCCGAGAUCCUGGCAAGGCUCAGGAAGGCCCAUUAAUUACUGCAUCUUUAAUGAUUGGCUGUGUGCUCCCUCUGCUCUGGGGGCAGCUCUCUGCUCAGCUCAGUAUUCAUCCUGUCUGGGACCCUCCAGAGCAAGGGAACCUUUAGCACCCCGACCAUGUGGAAAUUACUGUGGGAUUUCAGGCCUUCAUCUUCCAAGUUAAACUCUUUUUUUCCCCCUUUUAUGCUGGAUUCAACUCCUGUGAGGGACUCCAGAGUGAGUUUAUGAAAGCAGUGCCACUAGUACUUGUUCUCUGGGUUUAUGAAGAAGAUGGUGUUCAGUAAAACACUGGAGUACCUUUUGGACAGUUCCUUUUGAUUUCUAAUUGUAUAUUCAAUGAAUUGUUUCAGUCAGAUGGGACCCAUAGCAGAGAUGAGUUGCAUCAUUUUCUGUUAAUUGGAAGGAAACAAUUACAGAACUGUAUUACAUUUCAAGCUGAAUCUUACCAACAACUCAAGCAAUCUUCCUUGGGCAGGAAGCUUUGCUAUUAGGUGAUUAUCUUGAUAGUAAAUGAAAAUUCUUCACUGAAAAUAAAAGCAUCAUUUGGAGUACUGAGACACUAAUUUGAGUCUCUACUCUGGUAUCUCCAACAAAGAUUUUGGUGUUCUGUAAAAGUGCCAUAAUCGCAACUUUUUUUUUCUUCUGUGCAUGUGUUCUUAUAGGAAAUGCUUGAAAUUUUUUUAUAAGCCCUCUAUGUGCUGAAAGCAAACACUCCUUCAUCAGGAACAGGAGUUUCUUUUUGGGUACCCAUGGUAUGCAGAGUGAAAGUGCCAGGAGAUGUCCAGAUUGCAGGAAAAUGCUGGUUUGGAAUAUUCUGGCAGGACUCCCUGGAGCACGAGAGUUGGCUGCUGCCUCCUGAGCUGUAGAGUUUGGGCAGAUGACACAGGAAAAAAGCAAAGAUAUUUUAGCCAUUUCAGCUCUGGCUGCUUGAUGUGUCCCACUGUUGAGUGGUGUCUGUGCAUUCUGUGGGGCCUUCAAGGGCUCUGAUCCUACAGAUCAGUCCUGCGUUGGCUGGUAAAGGCCUGGGCUUGGUGCUGAGAGCUCCAGGAGCAUGGAAAUGCCUGGGAAUUGUCCUUUGGUGUGUUACGGUUUGGGCACUGCAGGGUCUGGCCUGUCACAGAACAUGCACAUGAAAACCAUUGUAUCUGGGUCCCCAAAGCCAUCUAAACUGAAUUACACCUGCAUGACUGAGGUGCAGGUGCCUGCCUGAGGCUGCAGAGUGCCGACACCACGGUGCUGUCAGUUCUGUCAGUCACCACAUCCCCGCUGCGGCAACGUUGGGCCAGGGCAGCUCUCUGAAACUGCCACGCCAUAAGCAUUUCCAAUUAUUGUUCCAUGCACAGGCAGAAACAGCAGAUUGAAAACGGAACACAAAGUCAGAGCUCUUACCCCUUUCAGAGGGCUGGGAGGACUCCCUAAAUAAUAGAUAGGCACAGUUACAUAAAUAUAAAUAAAAUAGCCUGAAGUUUAUAGCUCAGAUGCUGGUUAGUGUCUUGAAUAAUUACUUCCAAAUCAUUUAGAGGAAAAAAAAAUUGCAGAAAUUUUACAUGUGAAAAAUAUCCCCCCCUUUUUUUUUUUCUCCUAAAAUAUACUAAUAACUAAAGAAACCAUGUUAAAAGACAUGGGAAUUUUCCCUGGUUUCCUUAUUCUGCACUUCAGGCUUUGUAUUCAAGUCCAUAUUUGUGCAAAGCUUCCAAUUCUAGAUUGUCCCAUGUGGUGUUCAUAGACUAAAAAAAUAUAAUUUAAAAAAAAAAAAAAAAAAGAAACAACAAAAAAGUUACAUUCCAAAUGUAGUCAAAAAAAAAAAAAAAACCAACUAAAAAACUAAAAACAAAGAAGCAAGCCCAGGACAGGUUCAGCUCUUCUGAAAGCUCUGACUGUUUAUGUGCUGUCAUUUAGUAGUGGUGGCCAAAGAAGAAGGCAAAGGUCAGAAAGGAGAUGAAUGCACUAAAGGACACAAUAUUGCUGGUAAAGGGAUGGAAGCAGAGGUUUAAAUGCUUGGAACACAAAGUUGUUAAUUGAUGUUAAGUCUUUAUUCUUUUGCUUCUCUUUCCCUCAGUUGUUGUACUGGGAAACUUGCCUUGUUCACAAGUUGCUUAAAAUUUUCUCUGCACUGCACUGAACUUCCCUCUGGCCCUAAACCUAAAAGUUACCAGAGAGGCAAAAACCACUUCAGGUCUAUCAAUAUUUGUAUGCAGCAUUUUACCUCUGGUUUAUCAAUAUUUGUAAGCAGCAUUUCACAUCCUCCUAGUACUAAUUACUCUAUUAACUCAUAGUUAAAUGAUACUACUUACCCCAGAGUUUGGAAAUCGUUCUUCCUGUGGUGAUUUCUGUGUUAGGGGAAUGAAGAUUACUUUUAGCUCAGGUGUUGUGAGAAUUAACUCAUGCUUGGGAAUUAAAGUGAAAAAACCCCAGAAAUGUUAUUAAGCUUAUCUGUUUUGAACAAUGCAAACAGGCAAAUGAACUACCCUCUUUAUCUGAGUGAAUUUAUCCUUUUGAGUUAAAAUCCUCUGCCUUUGUUAAGAAGUACAAUAGGAACAUUUUGUUCAGGGCACACCUGGAUUGCAGGGAGGGAAAAGCUGUGCAUUUAUAAAGAGGAAAGGUUUUCUCCUCUCAGCCACACCCAUCAAUCUACAAACCAGAUUCUCUGCUCUCUUUCCCUGCUCUGACUCAAUCAAAUCAAUAGAAUUGCCUGGAUUUUAACUAGCGGACUGUUCUCAAACCUGAGGGAGUUCAUCCUAUGAAAAUCUGAAAUUAUUUAAAGCACUGUCAGAUUAUGAUACUUAGUCAAAGUAUCAUAAUUGUGUAAUCUGCCAAUUCCUUUUUCCCCACACGUUUAGAGCUUGAGCAGUUUUUGCAGUUUGUUGGGUGCUUCUGUAAGGCAAAUCUCUCACUGCAUUUCAGCCUCCCGCCACACAAAGGCGGCCCAGGCUGAAAUCCGCUCGUGCUCCGUGUCAGGUCCUUGUCUCGCAGAAUGAUCCACGAGCUGCUCCAUUUGUCAAGGGCCUUGGCUGAGCCAAGGGAAAAUGAAAAAAGGAUUUUCAGCACUGGCAAGCUUCACCAUUCGCUGGCUGUAGCUGUAACCUCAAUUCAUUAUUCUUGAUGGAUCUGAUGUCUGCCGGUGUUUCCUCUCAUCAAAUAAUUUUGUUAGAUUUUAUUGAUGGAAUGGGAUGAUCUUUUCCCCCUGCUUUUUGACUGCAAUUCUUCUUUUUUGAUAGUGUUUGCAAGGAAGAAAUAUUUCUUUCUUCUCUCUUGUUUUCUAAAAUGACAAUUUGUAUUUAAGGCAUGAUUCGAAUCUCAAAUGCUGGUUUUCUUUAAAAAAUUGGUCUCACACUUUUUUUUCUGUCUUGGGCACAAUAUUUUAUUUCAUAACAGUACUUAUGUUUUCAGUGAUGAAAUCUCAACAAAUUAUCUUCCUCUUUAAAAACGGAAAGAUUUUCUGGCUUUCAUAAACCCCAGUUCAUGAAACUGUCAAGUGGUUUUGGGUUUUAUCCUAAAUAAAUCAUUUUGGCAUCAUUCCCGCUGUUAUUAGAGACUAACAAGACUCUGCCUUGUCUAGUCUCCACUCCAUAUUGAACCAGAGCCCUGUAUCAUACAGCCAGCUAUUAAUUAAGGAAUAACUACAGGUAUAAGUAGUAGGAACAGUUCCUUUUAUCCAGGCCCAGUUCCAUAGCCAUGAGGCCAGAAUGUCAAAGAUGUAUUCAAAGUUCAAUGGGCCUUUUGAAAGGUACCUGAUGUAGAAUAUGAGUUUGCUUUCAAAUUUCAACCAAAUCCUGAAUAAUUCUUUCACCCUGAUCUACAUAAGAACAACAACCAGUGUUAAUGAUUUUGCAGCCAGUAGGAAAUUUAGAGUCAUUCUGUUUUGUAAAACUAUACCAGACAAAUCAUGGACUUCUUGAGGGGCUAAAAUUGCAUCUGAAAUUUGCUUUUCAGUAUGUUCAAUAACCCUUACUGUGAUCAAAUAUUAUGUUUGGAAUUACAGCUCCAUGGGCACAGGCCAACAGCCCAGUCUUCAUCUGGGGGCAAAACUUACCAGUUUUCACAUAUUCAGUGCCACCCUGGCAGGUUGUUCUUAUGAAGAGCUUUUGGAUACAUUUUGGACUAAAGCUGCAUGCAAAUUCUGGGACCAAAUCUGCACUGUGGCUGCCAGCUGUGCAUUGAGCAUGCAGAGAAGAACCAUUCAAAUAACACAGUCCUGAUUGGUACCAGUCCCUGUUUUCCAGUUGUUUCAGGAGAGAGGGCUCCUAACUUUGGAGCAGUGAAUUCGGGGUUCCCUGCCAGCAGCCCUGGCUUGUGGGAGCAGUCAGGGCUUUGAAAGCUGCUCCCCACCUGGUGUGGAGGGUGCCUGUCCCAGCAUUUCACAGAGCCAGCCUCCAGGCCGGAGCAGGGCACGAGGGCCAGUCCUGCUGGGCAGGGUGACGCCAGCAAUCCCUGGACCCUCUGCAAAGUGGGACUCAAAGCCAACCCUAGCCCCAAAUAACAAAAACACUUGGCGCCAAUACAAGCAUUCUUUAUUUUAGUUUUAUGUCUCAUGGAAGUUACGAGGACUUGUAAACUUGUUUGUUUUUACACAUAGCAGACACUUGGCUUUAACCUGUGUUAAUGCUGUUUCCAUCUGGCUAUUUCUGAAAGCUCCAGCGAGAAGCAAGCAAACAAAGACACCAAGGAAAUGAAAGGUGCCUUGCUGUGAUGAUUUCCUAGAGCGGUGCAUUGCUCUGAUAAUGAACUGUGAAAUGUAGCAUGUGAUGAUGAUGAAUGUAAACACUUGCAUGUCUUGUUAUGUGAAUGUUGUCUCCCUGAGAUGGGUUGUUAGUAUGAGCUCUGUAGUGUAAAAGUACUGGAAAGGGAAGGGAAGUGGAAAGAAGAUAGUUGUAGUGGGUUUGGCAGUGAACCACAUCCCCUUUUGACUGCUUUUCCUUCUCAGCUUUGCUAACAUGGCCCUCACCGUUAGGAUAAUAAUAAACGCACUGCUCUGUUCCUGAAGUUAAAUCUGCCUCUUUCCAGCACUGGGAGGGACAAUCUGUGUGUAUUUCCAGCCCAUCUGAUCUGUUCCCAGGCGUGGGGCUGCACUGCCUGGAUCACUCAGGCUCACUGGUGAUGCCACAGCACGUGUUUGGUGCCCCCAGCCCACACCUGCAUCCCCAGGCUGUGCCUGUGCCAGGAGAUAACUCACUGGGCUUUGGUACAGUUUGCACUUAUGGCCAGAAGCUGCAGUGCAAACUAAACUUCUGAGAAUUGCCUUCCAUUUCUGGUAGGCACAGCCACCUGAAAGGAACCUGGGGGAACUUGGCAAGGUUUUGUGCUCAAACGAACAGAAAUGGGCCAGGCACAGGUGUUUCAAAAUGGUUAAUUUUGCAUUUACCUCACAGAGGUAUUUAGGAGAAGUGAAUGAUUUCCCAGGGCACCGAUAUGUGUUGGAGUUGCAGCCAUCCUGAACAUGUGCCCUGCCAGGGGAGCAGGGAAUGUCACUGGGUUAUCCCACUGGUGUUUGACCUUGGGAACAGGCUGUGCUACCUGAGGGCAGGGAGCCUCUGCCGGCUGCUCCCUGAGGUGCAGGGUGCUGUCACCUUCCCUGAGCUGCCCUCUGACAUCCCAGCCCUGCUGCUCUGUGCUGGCUCUGCCUGUGGGAAGGGGCCGUGCUCGGGGAAGGGGGCUUGGAUCCGUGGUGCCACCAGAACUGUAGCCGGUGCUGGCAAGGAGCUCGGUGUUGGGGUGGAACAAGCUGGUUUGGGGUCAGUCUGUGCCUCACAGACAGGGCAGCUGCCGUGCAGAGCCCUGGCAGGACAGACUCCAGGAUUCUCCUGGCUCUUUAGGGACAGGGCACAGUUGCCAUUUCUGCUCUCUCACACAGUAUUCCCAACGGAGCCAUGUGAUGUGGGAUGUCAGUGUUAGCUGUUAAAUUCUAGUACUUUUAUUUGCAUUCCUUCUUCCCUUGCCCAGUUUAUUGAAGAAAUGUGAUGGUAAGUGGUAGUUUGAUGUCUUGAGGUGAUUUUGAAGUAGAUAAGCACGCCGUGAUGCCCCUGAGAUUGCAUAAUUCCAUGGAUUUGUUUUACCUGCAGUGCCCAGCAUGUAAUGUUUAUGUCUCAUUUCUGAUGUGUGUAAGCUCUACAGGCUGGAUAUGGUGCCCAAAUGAGAGGAGCACUUGGGUGAACAUCUCAAAUCAUUGGUUUUUGGCAUGCUCAGGGGCCGAGGUGCUUGUGUGGAGUGUGUUAAACAUCCCAAAGUGUGGUGUUGUUCUGAGUCUCGUGAGUAGGGCUUCGAUCUCAUUCACUCUCCAAUGUAGCAGAUGUUUGCUGUCAGCCAACACCGUUCAAGGACUAAGGGAAUCUCUUUCUUUGCCCUGCAAUAAUGUAUUUUCUAUGAUUGUCAGUAGAAUUUGUUCAUUUCUCAAGUACUGUGCAGUGCUUCUUUGAAGAAUGUCCCUUUUUCAGGUGGUUUCAUGGUGACUGUACCCCAAAAUGUCUAGAUGUCUCUUAAUUGCAAAAACCGCUUUGUUAUUGAAUGUAUUAUUUAUUAACAGUAUCUUGUCUUUUUCUAGUUGCAUUUUGCAAAAUGUGCCACAAGCAUCUUCUGUGAUUUUUUAUAAGGAAAGUCUUAUUUAUAAUGUUUGUGCAAGUGGAUGGAAACAAAUAAUGAUUUUAUAGCAGCCCAUGCCUUUUUUCAUAGCUGCAGAGUCUUAAUGAUCACGAUCAGAAGGGACAGGCUCAUUGUUUCAUUUAAUUUUGAUGAAAUUUUUCAGAGUUAACUAUUAUGUUACUCAUUAUUUGAAAUUCAUUAUCCUAACAAAUAAAUAUCGCCAUUUUAAGAAAUGAAAAGAGUAUUUGCAGGGCUUCUUUUUCUUCUGUGUUCCCUGCUCUCUAACCCCGGAUGUCCCAACAAAGCAGGCAAUUUCCUGUUGCUCUGUGCGUGUGAAACCUUCCCGCCUGAGCCCCCUCUAAAGGCAGCGAGGAUGAGGGGGCGGGUGGCGCUGGCCACUGCAGCAGGGACAGCUGCAGCAGGGCUCCUGGGCUGCCAGGUGCCACCGAGCACACAGCUCUGCUGUCCUUUGCUGGAGGCAUCAUCCACAGCACAGCAGCUCUGGGCUAGGGGGCACACAGACACUCUCCUUCAGCUGUGAUGGUUCCUUUUCAACAACCCGUGUUUCGAGAUGAGUUGGAGCCCAUUUAACUUCCAGUUUAAUCAGCUGUGGGCAGAUACAAAUUGCUGAAGCCAGUCAAGGAUGAUAUCCCAGUGAUGAUGUUUAUGCUAGAAAUCCUCAGGAUAUGCCUUAGCUUUCCUUGGCUCUGUCACACAUGCAUUUCCUUUCUCUAAAUGCAUGUUCCUACACAGUGAGGAGUAAAUGAGUUAUUAACAGUUAUUCUCUAUUAACAGUUCUUUAUUUUUAAUAUACCAUCUCUAUCAAGGUGGCUCCCUAGAUUAGUUCCUGGUGCAAGGAGAGUCCAAUGUCAGUGAGGGCUCAGAGAAUGAACUCCCUGCCUCUGCCAGCUCCUGCCAGGGGAGCUCCCCACGGUGGCAGCUCCUGUGCAGGAUCUCUGUGGGUGCUUCCCUGUGGAGGCAGAAUUGCCUUGGGAUGCGGGAAACCCAGUCCCAUACCCAAGUCCUUGAAGGAACACUGCACUUGGAGCUGGUGAAUGCUACUUGAAAGUGAUGUCUGCAGUUUUUAUUCCUUCUGGACAGGAAUCCUUCCUUAGUUACACCCCUGAUCCCAGGUACUUUUGUGUAGCUGUGUGCCUCUUCUUCCUAACCCUUUAACCUUGUACACUGAUAUUCAUUCCUUGUAGGAAAAUAGGCUGGGAAAAGGCAAAAUGCUGUCAGUACCAGGGCCUUAGGAUUCCUUCUGUCUGGCUUUGACAGGAGACACUUGAAUGUCAUAGGGAAGGACAAGAGAAGCACAUCCAGUGCAGAGAAUUCUCCUGGGAUCUCCCUUCAAAUCCCCUUCCACCCACAUUUCCAGCACACAGUGACAUCCGCAGCGUGGACAGCCUGGUGUGGCUGGGACGUUUUGGCUUCCAAGGAUCUGUUUCACUGAUGUGCUUUCCAGUCCAUCCCUGCAUGGCAUUUCAGCAGAAGGGCUGCACAUCCUCCAUGGUUUGAUCCGGCUGGCUGGCAGAAAAUACGCUCCGAAAUGCCAAGGUCAGCUGGCAGAGAGAGCUGCAGUGGGGCUGGGUGAGUUCAUGCAGACAUCCCCACCUGGUGCAAUUCUGCCUAGCCCUGUUGAAGGUUCUGUGCAGCCGAUGCCUCAGGCACACCAGGAUCUAUAGCUGGCUGUGGCGUUUUGCUGGGCCUGUUGAGCCACGGUGAGGUUUCAGCCUCCAUCAGCAGCACCUGCUGUCCUCCAGUGAACACAGAAAUCUGUGUUACAUGGGUAACACCUUCACGAAGAUCUUCCAGAGAAGACCCGUGGAAUUUGGGAUAAAACCCUUAAUUUGUGAUCUUCUGCUGCAGAUUUCCUCCUCACCCCCUCAAACUGAUCAACCACUUUAUGUCAACUGCUGUUUGUCGACAAGGACCAAUUCUUUGCAGUCUCUCAAAUAUUCAGGUAAAAUAUUCUUAAGAAACUUGAGAAAUUGUGGCAGGGAGAGCUGGAGACUGGAAAGAAACAAGCUGCCCUGCCCAGGAGUCCCUCCAGCGGGACACAGCUCCCAGGCCACUGUGACAUUUUGUGUUGCCAUCUGUGCUCAGAGAAUAUUCCCAGUGUGCCAUAACCACGAGGUACUGUGCAUUAAUCAAACUGCUACUCCAUAAAAGACCCUCCUGCCUUGUCCUGUCAGGGUAGUUCACCUUCCCACCAUGGAGCGUGGCUUUUCUCCAUCUGCCAACGCCGAGGCCCUGCAUCUCCCCCAGACAGGACGCCCCGUUUAUUACUGCUUUGAUCAAAGCCACCCAGCACCUGGGGUUAUGAUCCCUCUGCUCUUCCCUGCACUCUUUUCUGCUCCUUCCUCUUCCUUUUUGAGAUAAAAGGCUUGGAAUUUCAUGGAAUUUCAAUUACAAGGUUUCUUUUCACUGUUUUCAGUGGCUGUUAAAUCAGGCCUUACUCAUCUCCAGCUUUUAGCCUCUUCCCUGAGAACCUCAAGAUCUGCAAAUCUGGUGGGCUAAGCAGCUGAAAUUAAAAUUUAAAAGUAGAGCAUUUUUGUAUUUUCUUUAAUUGUUCUAUUUAAUUUCUGUGUACACAUAUGUGUGUGUAUAUAUGUACACUUUUGUAUCCUGGGGUUUGGUGAGAAGGCUUCAGAUAUCUGAAGCAGACUUCUUACUAAAGAGGGAUUUAAAUGCAACCUCUUUGGAUAUAUGGAUAUUUUUAAGACUGAUUGUUGGGACUCAGCUACUUUCCAUUAAAAGGUCUGCAUGGGCCCCUUUUGUAAAGAACAAAAAUUACUAAUUUAAUUAUCUCAAAAGAUAAAGGGAGGUGGAAUCAUUUGCUCUGGUCCACUCUGCUACAGACUCCUUUUACUUUGUAGGCAUUUAACAGGGAUAAGAUUGUAAUGUGGUUUAGACCCUGUUCUUGUAUUUAAAAAAUUUCAUCCAGUUCUCAAAAAGAUCACAGUAGUAUUUUCAAUAUUUUUAUUUCAGUUCAUGCACUUUGUAUUUUUCCUAUAUUACAUACCCAUAAAUGAGAAAAAAAACAGGGUUUUUUAACCAGUACCAGCAAUGCAUAGAUCCCACAAAAUGGUUAAAAAAUACAAGUACCUAUACAUGCUGCCAAAGAAAAAGGCAAUAUCGUGUAAAUAAAAAAGAGAUUCUAGAUAAUUUUCAGGUUGGAUUUAUGCAUCAAUUUCUUAGAGCUUUGUAUUCACCCUUUAGGAUUACAAUUGGUGAUACUUGCAGAUCUACCCGUUGAAAUUAAUCUAUAUCCAUGUUAUUAUGCAAAAAUAUUUCACAAGACAUAGAGUAUUUCCCAAAAAGGGGUUUUUUUUACUGUGUUAUGCAGGCUUACUACCAAAAAACAUUAUAGAUGAUGAGGAAAAGCUAUUCAGAAUCCCUGCUAUAAAAAUUAUCUGCCAUGAUACUAAAAAUAAAAUACAACUGUGUAUGCUGAAUUAC
This is a messenger RNA of Zonotrichia leucophrys gambelii, 16792 nucleotides long. RefSeq names its product ST8 alpha-N-acetyl-neuraminide alpha-2,8-sialyltransferase 1 (gene ST8SIA1). NCBI's taxonomy places the organism in Eukaryota, Metazoa, Chordata, Aves, Passeriformes, Passerellidae. The record is from RefSeq and is a predicted model, not a curated record. The coding region runs from base 362 to 1429 and encodes 355 amino acids. Gene Ontology annotation, biological process: N-glycan processing; oligosaccharide metabolic process. Gene Ontology annotation, molecular function: alpha-N-acetylneuraminate alpha-2,8-sialyltransferase activity. The transcript is spliced from 5 exons.